Scheffersomyces stipitis CBS 6054 is the source of this 1641-nucleotide messenger RNA. Its product is annotated as Ca(2+)-binding ATP:ADP antiporter. The record is from RefSeq and is a predicted model, not a curated record. Gene Ontology annotation, biological process: transmembrane transport. Gene Ontology annotation, molecular function: ATP transmembrane transporter activity; calcium ion binding. The transcript has a single exon. Bases 1 to 1641 code for a protein of 546 amino acids. NCBI's taxonomy places the organism in Eukaryota, Fungi, Ascomycota, Pichiomycetes, Serinales, Debaryomycetaceae.
AUGUCUUCUUCCAACCCUAUCACGUCUGAGAGCUCUGGCCAACAUCAGCCAGAUAAUGUGACAUUAUAUAAUAGACCCGAUGAUUACGAGGCCCUCUUCAAUAAGUUAGAUAUACAACAUAGUGGCGAAAUAACUAUACGAGAUUUCAAGAAGGCGUUGAGAGCAUUAAAACACCCUAUGAGUGACAAUCCAGAGUUGAUUCAAACUAUUUUUGAUUCUUUUGAUGCCAAUAUGGAUAAAGUCAUAGACUUUAAUGACUUCAAGAAGUACCUUACUGCGACUGACGAUCAGAUUUUGAAAGGCUUCAACAAAAUAGAUCAGGAUAAUGACGGCAAGUUGAAUAAAGCUGAUUUUGUCCACUAUUUAAAGCAAUCAUUACAUUUGUCACCAAGUGACUAUAAUAUUGAUUUGUUGUUCAAACAAAUCGAUUACAAAAACGAUGGUUACAUCACAUAUGAUGAAUUCAGACAGUUUUUGCUAUUGAUGCCUCGUUUGCAUGGUUCCAGAAUCAAGACUGCUUUUAAUUUCAUCGCUGAAGAGUUCGAUUUGUCAUCUGAUGGUGAUGUGACCCUAAUUAAUCAAUUCUUGAACGGUUUCGGAUUUUUCUUAGCUGGUGGUUUGUCUGGUGUUGUGUCUAGAACAUGUACUGCACCCUUCGAUAGAAUAAAAGUCUUCUUGAUUGCAAGGACCGACUUAUCCUCUACUGUAUUACAUUCCAAAAAAGAAAUUGCCCGUCAAAUAGCAGAUGGUGCCUCGCAGAAAGUUAUCGAAGAGGCCAGAAGAAAUCUCUUGUCAGCUGAAAGAGAUUUGGCUAGACAAGUUCAAGACAACCAUCCCAAGACUAUUAGAUCUCCAAUUAUCCAAGCUGCUAGGACGUUAUGGAAACAAGGAGGUUUCAAGGCAUUUUACGUUGGAAAUGGCUUGAAUGUUGUUAAGGUCUUCCCCGAAUCUGCUAUGAAAUUUGGUUCUUUUGAAGCAACAAAGAGAUUUUUGGCACGAAUUGAAGGAGUAGAUGAUACAGCCAAAUUAUCGAAAGUAUCCACGUAUUUGGCCGGUGGUAUUGGUGGUGUAUUCGCUCAGUUCACUGUAUAUCCAAUUGACACUCUCAAAUUCAGACUACAAUGCUCUAAUUUGGACUCUUCGCUCAAAGGAAAUGCAUUGUUAAUCGAGACCGCCAAAAACAUGUAUAGGGAAGGCGGAUUGAAGAUGUUCUACAGGGGACUUUUUGUAGGAGUAAGUGGUAUCUUCCCUUAUGCGGCUUUGGAUUUGGGAACAUUUUCAACCAUCAAGAACUAUUUGAUUAAACGUGAAAGUAAGAGAACUGGAAUAAGGGAGGAAGAUGUUCAACUAGCAAAUGUUGUGGUCUUAACACUCGGUGCAUUAUCUGGAACUUUUGGUGCUACAGUCGUAUAUCCAGUCAAUUUACUUAGAACCAGAUUACAAGCCCAAGGGACUUACGCUCACCCAUACAGAUAUGACGGAUUUUCAGACGUGUUGAAAAAAACUAUUGUUCGUGAAGGGUACCCAGGUUUGUUCAAAGGUUUAGUGCCAAAUUUAGCAAAGGUUGCUCCAGCCGUAUCAAUAUCAUACUUUAUGUAUGAGAACUUGAAACGACUCUUUGGUCUAAACAACGCUUUGUGA